AUGAAUGGUGGUCCAAUUUCGGGUAAAGGUGGCGGAUUAUCUGGAGCAGGUACAAGUUUUGUGGGAGAUACCAAUAUUAACAGUCGUACUGGCGGAACAUUUGGUGGAUAUAAAUUUGACCCUGUAACAGGAGAAUUUAUUCCACAAAUUACAACUGCUCCAACAACAGCAACUGCAGCUAAAUUACCAUGGUAUGAAAGAAUGACUGUCAAAGGUAAAGAAUUACUUGGAGCAGAAGGUUCUCGAGUUGCCGCUCAACGUGGUUUUUUGCAAACUUUACGUGGUAAAAACGAACAAACCAAAUCUGGCAGUUUAGAACGUCAUAAAAAAAUUGGUAGUGCCGUUGGUGGAGCAAUUGGAUCAACAGCAGGUGGAAUGAUUGGUAGUUGGGCCGGAGAUAAGCUUGGUAAUUGGGUCGGUGGAAAGUUUGGUGGAAGUAAACCUUCUACUCAAAAAGGACCUACUUGGUCACAACGCCAACAAACUAAAGCUGAAACUCAAUAUGCUAAAGAUAACUUCUUAAGUAGUUAUGGCUCAAUGCAAAAAGCAAAUCCUAACGCUGGAUUAGGGUCAGGAAAAGAUGCUUAUCGAACAUUAAGCGCCGCUCAAAAGGGUAAUGCUAAAGCAAGAACUGCAGCAAUGCACUAUGCUGAUGCAAUGGCGAAUGGCGAUACUGCUGGCGAUGGCAAAGUCAAAAAACUUUCUAAGAACAUCAAGAAGGUGAAAAACAAGAACGCUAAGGUUAAGGCUAAAGUUUCUGGAGAAGGUAAAGUUAAAAAGCUUUCUAGCAAUAUCAAAAAAGUUAAGAAUAAGAAUGCUACUGUUAAAGCUUCAACUAGUGGCGAAGGUAAAGCAAAGUCAUUAGCUAGUGCAAUUAAGAAAGUCAAAAGCAAGAAUGCAAGUGUAAAAGCCAGCGUUAGCGGACAAUCUAAAGCUAAAUCAUUAAGUAGCGCAAUUAAUCAAGUUCAAAACAAAAACGUCAGUGUUACAGCUACUGUUACAGGAACAGGUAAGGUUAAAGCAUUAAAAGCAGCGAUUGAUACCGUUAAGGAUAAACCAGUUAGCGUAACUGCUUCGGUUAGUGGAACUGGGGCUGUUAGAUCUUUAGCAGCAGCGAUUAAUGCUGUUCAUUCUAAGACGGUUACAAUUACUGCAAAUGUUGUUAAGAAUGGAGCGUUAGCAACGGGUACUCCAGGGGCUUCAAAAGCAUUUGGUGCGUUAGCGACAGGAACUCCUGCAGCAACAACUACUGAAUGGUCAUCAAACGGUGGAACUAAAAAAGGUGUAUACCUUGUUAAUGAUGCCCCUGGUCCUGAUUUUGUUGAAGCGUUCAAAACAAAAGGUGGCUUGAUUGGGCUAUUCCCUAAGCAACGGAAUUUACUUGUUCCAUUGCCAGAAGGUACUCAAGUACUUAAUGCCAAGGAAACUAAAAAGAAAUUCCCAAGACUUGAAAAAGGUACGCAGAAAUUUGAUAUGCCUAAAUUCCCUAAGUUAAAACUGGGCACUCCAGGAGCAACUAGAGAUUUUGGUCAUAGUGGGGAUGUACAAAAUAACGUUCAAAACCACACUUCAAAUAACAAUACUUUUAAUAUCAAUGUUAAUGUUAACGGUGGGAAUGCUGGAACAAACUUAGCAAACAAUAUUGCUAAUGCAAUUGGAGAAAAGCUAAGACAACAAUUCCCAGUAGCUGAAAUUUAG
Molecule: messenger RNA, 1698 nt
Organism: Cylicocyclus nassatus
Lineage: Eukaryota; Metazoa; Nematoda; Chromadorea; Rhabditida; Strongylidae
Source: the annotation of a GenBank genome assembly